This is a messenger RNA of Cordyceps militaris CM01, 1263 nucleotides long. RefSeq lists its product as uncharacterized. The record is from RefSeq and is a predicted model, not a curated record. NCBI's taxonomy places the organism in Eukaryota, Fungi, Ascomycota, Sordariomycetes, Hypocreales, Cordycipitaceae. The transcript has 2 exons. The coding region runs from base 1 to 1263 and encodes 420 amino acids.
AUGGCUCCCUCUCCUGCGCCUCACGAAAGGUCCUCCGCCAUGUCGCCCUCGGCUCCUGCCCCCAUCGCCUCGACUGCCAAUGGUACCACAUCCCCUGCUUCGCGCAGACCGAUUUCAACCUCAAAACCUGCUGCUUCGCAACCGCAUGCUCAAAGAUCCGGAAGCAACAGCCCCAGAGCUGUGCUCGUCUCAGGCAAGGGCUCCCCCUCUAGCGCGUCAAAACCCGACGCCAACCUACCCAAAGUUGUCAUUAAGAAGGAGCCUGGUUCCCCAUCUCUCAACAACGCGCGGCCUCGGCCGCGUAAACUUGAUCUAUCCAAAAACACACUCAACGGCAACUCUCCCGCCUCGGCUCUUCCUUUGACCGCUAGAGAUGGUCUCGGAAUCCAAGAGGUUGGCCUGGCCUGCCUGUCCCCUGGCUUUGUCACGCAAAACCCUGUCAUGAAGGAGCAGCUCCAGCGCAGCCUGAGCGUUCGUGAACAACAGCGCAACAUUAUCGAAGCUCGUCUGCAGCAGUCGGCAAAGGGCGACGGUACCCAUCCUGAUCGUGACGGCGCCGAUCAAUUUUCUGCCAAGACGCCGGGACUGUCUUCUCAUCGCAGACGUGCCCCUCCUGGCCUCUCCAUUGUUGCGCCUUCCCAUGAGCAUUUUGCUCACGAGCGCGUGAUUCAAUCUGCGCCACUCGGCCACAGCUUCACCGGCCGCCACCACCCAGCACCGCUGUCGCGCCACGUUCCGACCCAACCAGGCCACGGCAGCCAAUCUCACAUUCACCACGUCCCUGCCGCGCAGACCAGCAACCGCCUGCCCCCCAUCUAUGACGUCUUCCCUCAUGGCCAACACGGCGACAGCCACCGCUCCAACUACGGCUCUUCUUCAGGUAUCCCGCUGGCCUCACCAAACCACCCACAGUCUGCGUACCCGGCUCCUCUAUCCGCCCGCCCAAGAGAAUACAAGUCGGCUGAAGACGCUCAGCAAGAAAUCGCCGGUGGUCGCCCUGAGCUCUUGCCCAAGAUUGUGCACUACGGCGGACAUCAACCCCCCACGCCACCCUCGCCUGUAGGUGGCCGCAUCAGCAGCAGCAACAGAAGAAGAAACCGCGCGGAAUACGAGGAUGGAGCUAGCCCGCCUCUCGGCCAUGGCCCUUCCUCGAGUAGACGCGGCCCCUUUGGCGCGGGUCGUGACAGCCCGGAAUCACAGCGUGCAAAGCGAGAAGAGUUUUUGCGAAUCUGCGAGCGCGCCUGGGAUCUUUUCCACUCGUGA